This is a messenger RNA of Malaclemys terrapin pileata, 4546 nucleotides long. RefSeq names its product interaction protein for cytohesin exchange factors 1 (gene IPCEF1). Lineage: Eukaryota; Metazoa; Chordata; Testudines; Emydidae. The transcript has 13 exons. The record is from RefSeq and is a predicted model, not a curated record. Bases 40 to 1467 code for a protein of 475 amino acids.
UUUCUGACUUCAAGCAUCACAAGCUUUCAAAAUGCUGCUAUGGAGAGGGAGAGAGAGCUUUCAAAACAGCGCUGCUUCUCAGCUUACUGCCUGAUACCAGGAAGGAUCAUCCUUCAUACAGAAGUGAUCAGAUACAUUUAUCCUCUGGCUCAACCCCCCUCUCUGUGCACUUGGAUAAGCUUUUCCCCUUGGGUUUUGGAAUCCUACAUGGCUGCUGAUGGGAAUGCUCCUGUUCCCUUGCGUCAGAAGACCAAACAGAAAAGUCAAGGGAUUUUUAUUAUGAGUCGACGGAGGAUAUCGUGCAAGGAUCUGGGACUAGUUGAUUACCAGGCAUGGCUCUACAAGAAAAAGGAAAAAGGACCUUUCAUUGGCAACAAAUGGAAAAAGUUCUGGUUCGUGCUGAAGGGGUCAUCAUUAUACUGGUACAGCAGCCAAUUGGCUGAGAAAGCUGAAGGAUUCAUCAACCUGCCAGACUUCACUGUGGACCGAGCGAGUGAAUGCAAGAAAAAGUAUGCUAUUAAGGUCAGCCACCCACAGAUCAAGACAUUUUAUUUUGCAGCAGAGAAUGUGGAGGAAAUGAAUAGGUGGCUAAAUAAACUGGGGCUAGCUGUAAUUCCUCAGGCAUCCAAUGGAAAGAAUGAAGAAGAAUGCUAUAGUGAGAGUGAACAUGAAGAUCCAGAAAUAGCAGGAGAGACUCCACCCCCUCCGUACACAGAACAGCCACCUCCUCCUCAUUUGGCUCAGCAGCAGUCCUUAUUGAUCUCGCCGCUAUCAAGUGAAGCAUCCUGUUCUCUCUCCUCCCUGGAAAGCACCAUGAAGUCACAAGAUUCCUCAUCUUCCUUGCUAGCCAAAAUGGCUCAUUCGGAGAGACAGUCUUGGCUUCACAUAGUUAACACGGAAGAGGUUGAUCAGAAUUUAUCCUUCUGUGUCCAGAUUCAUGCUGAUGAUCAUCCAAUGGCGGACAGUAGUGAAAUGGCAGAAAGCCGGCUUCUUAAAUCUAAUAAUGGAUCUCAGAACUCUUUAUUAAGUGAAGACACAACUUCAUCAGACAGCAGCAGGGAUCGCCUGACUGUGCCAGAAGAUUUGAUAGGAACGAAGACACUAUCCAAAGAACAGGCAAAAUGCUCCGAAGAUGAAAUGGAGCGACUUUACAAGUCAUUAGAACAAGCAAGUUUGUCUCCCAUCGGGGACCGUCGACCUUCAACCAAAAAAGAGCUCAGAAAGUCCUUCGCCAAACGGAGCAAAAACCCCUCCAUGAAUGAGAAACUCCACCAAAUCCGAAUGCUGAAUAGCACAUUAAAGUGUAAAGAGCAUGACCUGGCCAUGAUUAACCAAUUGCUGGAGGAUCCUGAGCUGACAGCAAGGAAGUAUAGAGAAUGGAAGAAUACAAACACAAUGUUGAUCCAAGAGAUCUAUCAGCAGCAGGAUGCCCUGGCUGUGCCGGGAGGGAAUAGCAAGGAGCCAUAGAUGAAAACGCUUUCUUUAAUUGAAAACGCUAUCUGAGGACAGUGGAACCUGCAGUACAUGACAGGAUUCCUCCCUGUCCCUCUUUACCUACGGAUGCUUUAAGCUACUACAGUUUCAGGUUUUGUUUUUUCCAAGGGCUUAUCUCUUCCCUUUUAAAAGGAAAACAACCCAUUCGCCAAAGCAUUAUUUCCUCUCUCCAAACUCAUUUCAUGCCAAUAAAAUGGAACCCCAAAAUUAAAAAAAUAUGCCCUCUUUGGGCACAUGUCUGAGGCAAACAUUAUCUGAAGCAGAGAGGAAAUGGAUUGACAUUCAAGAAUGGCUGAUCUUUCGUCAGAGGUAAACCAAGCACACAAAGACCUGAAAGUCACAGAGGAAUGUACAUAUUGUAGAUACUAGACCUUCGGGGUCAUUUUAUUCAUGUAACCUAUUGAUGGAAGGAACUUUUUUAAAACUAUGAUAAUGCUAACAGGAUACAAUCCUCUCUCCUACCACUUGUCUCUUCAAGAUAACUACAAAUAAGAACUUCUAUCUCUACUUACACUUGUUUUGACUGCAUUAACAUUUAAACAGUGACAACUAGGAUAAUUAUUAUGCAUACAUCUGAAUUUUAAAUAAUUUUCAAGGCACCCAGUCAGUGGAUACCAUAAACAUUUCCUAAUUGUGUACGGACAAGAUCAAGAUGCUGUUUUCCUACAUCAUCUGGAGAGGGUCCCUUAAUGUGUGUGGGUGACAAAUAAAUUUGUUCUGCAAUGCGGAAACUCUGUCUCAUCAAGUUUCAACUUUUCUUAUGGAAUAUAGGACUCAGUAAAGGACAAUUUUCUGCUUACAUAUUUUUGACAGUAGUGAAUACGUAAAGUACAAGUUUAUCUUGAAUUCAUAUUCAUAAUAAUAACCUUAUAUAGCGCUUUUAAUCAGUAGAACACAAAAUGCUUUACAAAGGAGGUCAGUAUAUUAUCCCCAUUUUACAGAUGGGGAAACUGAGGCACAGGACAGCAGUGAUUUGCCCGUUGACACUCAGCAGGCAGUGGUGGAGAUCAGAGGCAGAGGCAGAUCCAAACAUAUAAAACAUAGUUGCUUAUAUAUUUUUUUAAUAUGUGUCACUUUAUGGCUUACGUGAAUGUGUGACCAUGUACUGUAUAUAUUUUUAUUUAUAUAUUUAUGUACUGUACAUUUCCUACUGUAAAAAAGACCAAAUGUUAUAGAUGCGAUUGUUUAUCUGUUGAUUUCAAGAGAAAUGCCUGCUCAGUCUUCAUACCCAAAUAUAAUUAAUAUAAAUUUAUAUAUUCAUAUCAUUCCAAAGUUACGGACGCAUUGGGAGUUGCAUUUGUAAGCUUUAUUUUAACUACCUUGCUCCUACUUUUUGAUCUCGGGGUGAGAUUUGUUUAAAAAUUUCACUGUAUAGUCUAGGGUAGGAAAAUAUUUUACUAUAAAAUUUCAUAACCACAGGUGGCAUAGUUUUGAUUAACAUACUAGUUAAUCAAAAAUUAACACUUACAUUGUUUUGCUGCAAAGUGGCAUAAUUUUCAGCCUUAGGUUUCUCAGCACAGGAUGUGUGUUUGAACUCCCAAUUGGGACAUGUGCAGUAUAGUUUGAUUUGCACAUUUCAGCAUAUAUGACUUUGUAAAGUCACUGAGUUUUAAGAAAUAAUCCUCCUUAUUAAAUGGAUCCCCAUCACAGGAACUAGCAUUUAAAGAUAUACACCCAAAUACUCUGGUGUGAAGGAGAUGCAAUCCAGUUAGCCAGUGUGUAAAAAUGUUCUUAAGAGUUUUUGGACUCAUCUAGCUUUAAACAGAAUACACUAUAAAUACCAAAAAUCAGAGAUAUGCAGAUAUUGACCUACCUGUAUGCAUAGUGUGGGUUACUAGAAUGUUGAUUAUGAAAACGAAUAUUAACCAUCUUCACUGGAACAGAUUGGCUCUCCUCCACUUGCUUAGCAAUUAGUUUUAAUUGCUUGGAAUUAUUUCAUUACUAAGCAAUUAAUGUUUUAAGAUCUAAACACUUAGCUAUAUCCCAGAACAUCCUGGAGAUGUUGGAUCAUUAGAGAUGGGUUGGAUGUGGGAAUUGAAUGCAGGAAGAAGUGAGGCUCUGAGCUUUGAUGUACGGGCACUUUUGGCAGCUGGUAAGUCUACUAAAGUUUGAUUGAAUGGAGCCCUGCCUAGGUGGACUGUAUAGGUUUCCGUGAAGCAGGUUUUCCCUUUUGCAGAUAUUAGCGGGAGGAGAAGAGUGGCCUGAGGGAUGGGGAGACACAGGAGGCAAAAGCAGGAGGUGCUUGGGUGCUGUGGCUCAGAUGCAGGGUUGGAUUUGGGAUACCAGCACUGCCUCUGGACUGGAACUAGGGAGUGGGACUGGUUGUUGAAUCAGUGUUAGUAUUGGACUAUGGAGAGCUGUAGCUAGAGAACAAGGACUGGCUGGGGACUGGAACUGGGUGGUAAGAAUUAGUAUAGGAAUCAGAGAAAGAAACUGAAACAAUCACUGGGCACAUCUGUUAAAAACAAAACCACAAAAUCUUUUGACUAAACCUCCUAAACUAUGGAAACCACAGGCUAAGUGACAUAAAUAGAUCUGACACCAGCCUUUCCCAUUCAGACCAUUCUCUUGAAUUGCAUUAGCAACCUUAACUGUAACAUGAUGAAGGUUUGUUUUAUGUCUGAGUGUGUGUGUAUAGAUUCUCUUGUUUUGAGCAACAAUACUGAAGGUUUAUUUUAUUUUAUUUUUAUUUUUUUUGCCAGUUGCACACUGACAUUAUGCAGCCAAAGCUGUAAAAUACUUCAGGAACUUAAAGAAAAUUCUGUUUAGGAUAAAUCAAUAAAAUAUUGAUUUAUGAAAUGAAGGAAUUCCUCAUUAUGUUUUUUUUUUCAGCAUAUUUUUUUCAGUUGUUCCUAGUGAACAACAAAAUUCAGAUUUUUUUAGUGAUAUUUAUUAUCCUGGUAAGACUUCUUUCCUUAAAGCUAAUCGUAUGUUAUUUUGUAAACAAAAAAUUAGGCUAAACCAAUAUUUUCACUCACACUUGGAAUAUCUCCUCUUGUUUCUUAAAAAAAAUCAGUUGUCAAGAUUUUAGACACUAAGUACAUUUUUUUAA